Molecule: messenger RNA, 2146 nt
Organism: Lindgomyces ingoldianus
Lineage: Eukaryota; Fungi; Ascomycota; Dothideomycetes; Pleosporales; Lindgomycetaceae
Exons: 5
Source: RefSeq, a predicted model, not a curated record
AUGCCAGAUCCACUCUCGAUAGCUGCGAGCUCUUUCGCCGUUGUCGGCGUUGCCGACUUCGUGUUACGAGCAAGCAUCGAGUGUUGUCGAUUCCUUUCCGAGAUUAAAGAUGCGCCAGAUGAAAUUAGCAGACUACAAAUAAGUAUCAAGGAGAACAAGCAACUCGUCAAUGCCUUGAAAACCCACCUAAACGAUCUGCGAGACCCUGCGUCAUUGAUAUCCUUCUCCGCCGUUGAAUUGAAUCAAGCAUUUGAUGGGUUCAAUACGUCUGUCAGAGCUUUGAAACGCGAGCUGAACAAUCUACUAGGUUUGGAGAAAAGACACAACGGGGUCGAUAAAACGUGGGGAAGAGUCAAGUGGCUCCUUGAUGAGCGGAAAGUCCGCAAAUCACUAGAAAAGUUAGAAUGGUCGAAGUCGACGUUGAGCGUGUCCCUGUCGCUCGUUGAAGGGUUUGUUGAUUCACUCACCAUUCACUUAUUAGCUCCACUCAAGGUGUUAGAGAAUGUGGUCCAGCAAAACUUUCAACGAAUCACAUCAACGAUGAGUAUGCAACUACAAGAGCUGUCAGUAGUAAGAGACGGUGAAGAGAAAAUGCUGGGAGAGCAAGAAAAUAUCAGGCUUCAAUCAACGCAGCAACUCAAAAAGAUAGGUCUGAUACGGAAAGACCAACUCAAAGCCAGUCGGAUUGAUCAAAUGGAGCAUGCUAAGACCAGAGGAAUUAUUACAGAAGGCCACCGGAAAGUCAUGAAUGCCAUCUCCAAGCUUCAGGACUCACGAACCACCCUUUCUAAAGCUCCUAUCAUAGCAAGAAAGACCAACCGCGAGAUCUACUUCAUUGGGGAACGUCGAGAAUCCAUUUUAACUCCCCUCCUCCUUAUGAAAGAUCAUGUCCGAUGGGCUGUUCUUCAUGUUGCCUCCUGUCAUGCCGAGAGGAUCUCGCCGAAGCAUCUAUUUUGGCUACGGUCGGAAUUCGAUAGUCUUAUAUCGUCGGCGACUCAAGAAGCUGCCGCCAUCUGUCCAGGCUCUACAGCCAUGCCAUUUGAUCAAUGGAACUAUUCUACAGGGUCGACUCCAUUUUCCGACACAGGUGUACCCCUAGGCGCUCCCAUUUCUAGAGAUGAUUUUGAGGAUGAAGGCCAUUCAAGAGCAACGAUAAUAGGACAUCAUGGAACAGCUCAUCGGAGACGAUUUCGUUUCGAUCAUCAGGUCUUCUCAUCUAGCUCCCCCGCUGGGCAGCUUCAUAUGACGGUCCCUCUUAUUUCUAACGUUCCAAAUGUUACCUACAAUAUGGAUGAAGCGCGCCUUUCGUUCAUUCCAUCUAUUGGAAUUUGUUCCACCUCAAUCGAUGCUCGUUUCGUCAAAUCCAUGAAUUAUGGGCCAGAACCGAGACUGUACGUACAGCUCAACGCUUUUCGCCUUGUCGAAGACUUGGGUCUACACAGGACACUUUUUUGUAAUGGCACCCUUGAAGAAAUUGAUGCCGCCUUUCGAAGUGGAAUUUAUGCAGCCAGAUAUAUUCGUCCGGAGGUGCUACAAUAUCUUGACAAUCAAGGGGUAGGGCCUGUGGCCCUGAAUGGGGAACUAGACGCUCUGGAUGGACUCUGGGACGGUAUCCAAGGCUUAUGUUCUGAAAUGUCUUCUAUUGAAUUAUUUUACCAGACGCUCUCUUACUUCGAUGAAAAAACGACAACAUUCAACUCAUCUCACUCCGAAUCUCUGUUACACGCGGUAUGUUGGCAUCCAGAACUAAGUUUCCCAGAGAAGACACCAUUACUUGAUCACGUGAUGGGGAUAGGAGGAAGAAGUCUGGCAACCGUUCGUCUUCUUCUAGAAUUUGGCGUGAAUUUGGAUGCGGCUGAUUUAGACGGGCGCAACGCCAUACAUGCUGCAAUGUACUCUAACAUUAGGUUGGGUGAACGUAUGUUACCCGAGGUUCUUGAAGAAAUGCUCAGCUUAUUGAUCGAAGCCGGAGUUGAUCUUCACCACCGCGAUAAAUGGGGAGAUACCCCAUCAUAUAGCGCUCGAUACGAUCACAAAUGCUGGGCUGCGUGGUGCAGAGCAUUGGAACGAAAUGGAAGGAAGAUUGAUGAAGUUGUCCAGGAGGAUGAGGAAUUGUGGCUUCUGGAGGAAAGCAGUGAAGAGGAAG